AUGGAAAUGGCCACUUUAGAUCGGGAAAUGGCUGAGGAAACUGCUGAAGUCCUCAAACUUGAACUAGAAGCCCUAAAACAAAAGACUGAAGAACUGGAGCUCGAAGUGGAGAUCUUGCGAGAAGAGAACUCCGAGUUUACCAAUGGCAUGUCUGCAGAUGAGCGAGCCAGUACUGGAUGGCUGCAAAUGGAAAGGAACAACGAAAGACUCCGCGAGGCCUUGCUUAGGUUGCGUGACCUCACCCAACAACAGGAGGAGGAAUUAAAAGACCAGAUCAAGGGACUGGAAGAAGAUAUGCAAGAGUUCACCACUGUCAAAGAGCAGUAUGAACUAUCCAAAGAGAAACUUGCGCAGGCGGAGACGACCGUCGAGGACCUUCGCCAACAGCUCGACAAUGCCUUGGGUGCUGAAGAUAUGAUUGAAGAUCUGACCGAACGAAACAUGAGUCAAGCGGAGCAAAUCGAGGAACUGAAGGCUGUCAUCGAGGACCUUGAGAAUCUUAAGGAGAUCAACGAUGAGUUAGAGAUUAAUCAUGUUCAAAAUGAGAAGGAAAUGCAAGAGGAACUCGACUUCAAGGACAGCGUCAUUGCAGAACAAGCCAGGAGAGCUGGCCAGCAAGAAGAGAGCUUAGAAGAUAUGGAGUACACAUUGUCUCGAUUCCGGGAGCUUGUCACGAGCUUGCAGAGCGACCUUGAAGACAUGCGUGCAUCUCAUGCAGUCACUGAGGAGGAAUCCGAGCAGCUCAAUAGCCGUUCACGGGCAAUGCUCGACCUAAACAUGAAGCUCCAGAUUUCUGCGGCUAAGGCCCAGGUCAAGACCAUUGACUUGGAAAUGCGUCGUCUGGAGGCACAAGAAGCAGAACAGCAUCUUGAGAUUGUCAAGUUAUUCUUGCCAGAUAGCUACCAAGCGGAUCGCGAUUCCGUUUUGGCUCUGUUACGGUUCAGGAGACUUGCAUUCAAGGCGAACCUUCUUAACGACUUCAUCAAGGAACGAGUCAAUGGUCAAGCACAUCCUGGUCAUGAAGACGACGUCAUCUCAGGCUGCGAUGCCAUUGACAAACUCACAUGGGUUACUGCGAUGUGCGACAGAUUUGUCAAUGCCAUCAGCCACUGCUCAUUGGAUCAAUUCUCCAAGUACGAAGGUGCACUCUAUGAGUUGGAACCCGUUGAGCGCGCACUGAAUGCUUGGAUCGAUGGUCUGAAGAGAGAUGACUUGAAGGAGAAACAAUGCGCUAGUGAGCUGCAGCGUACAAUUGCCUUGAUGACCCAUCUUGGUGAAGUACACAUCUCUGAUGACUUGGAGAGCUUUGCGGAUGAUGUUCACAUGAAGUCGCUCCUCAUGCAGAGCCAUCUGGAGUCAGCAGCUGUGGUGUUCACCACAAUGAAGAGCAUGGUUCAGCGAGUGAUUCCACCCGCCAGCGACGAAGAUGAACUUGCUCAGCAUUUCUCGAAGAGAACCGAUAAUGUCGUCUCAUCGACUCGCAGUGCCAAGGUCAUCGCUGGCAAAGCAGUGAGAGCUCUUGAGGAUCUGAAGAUGCGCUCACUUUCACUGGCACCCGAUACCCGUGAGGCAUUUGAGCAGUGUGAGGCAGCUAGUCAAGAGCUCGUGGAAUUGGCCCGCACCAUUGGCCUCAACCUCCAUCAACUCCUUCAAGAGGAGGGCAGAGCUGAGCCUUUCACAUACCUUGAGGUUCAAAGCUCUGUCCAGAAGACUGCCAGCCUUGUUUCUGGAGACAGCGAGUCUGAUCUCUUCUCGACGUAUCUUAACAAGCUGCGGAGCCUCACAAGCCAGAUCGCGGAUCUUGCUGCUCUCAGCUCUGAUCUUGGACAAACACAGGAGUUUGAAAGAAAUACCGCUCCCUGGAUCCUGCGUUCGCAGGAACUCAAGGCCAAGAAGGUCAUCCCAGUUGAUGCUGAAGAGGAGCUUCGUCACCUCAAAGAGGAAUACAGCCAGGCUCGCCAUACCAUUGCCUUGCGUGACCAGAGCCUCGGCGAAGCCAAUCUCAAGGUUGAGACCCUUGAGAGCCGCAUGCGCGAUGCCAAGGCCAAGACCGGCCGUAUUGCGGAUCUGGAGGCUCAGAUUGAGCAGUCCAAGGAGGCUCUUAACAGUCUCAAGGAGGAUAUUGAGAAGCAAGACCGUGAACUCAAGACUCUUGAGGCAGAUCGCGACAAGUGGAAGAAGAUUGCUGGCGACACUCGCGUCUUCAGCGAAACGGCCGCUGGUACUAAGGCAGGCGCCGAGCGGGCUGUGGCUACAGCACGGGAGAUGGAUGCUCUCAAGAACGAGAUCGCCAGCUUGCAGAGUGCCGUCAGGUACCUGCGCGAAGACAACCGCCGGGCAAGGCUCGCCGAGCAGAGGAACUACGACUGGCUCACCGAGCCACUCAAGAAGCCUCCGACUGUUUCUGAGCAAAGGAAGGCUCUCGUGGUCGCCGAAGGCAAAGACGUGCUAGGUGAGCUAGUCAAGCUAGCUACAUCAGCCAAGGUUUACGACCUGGGCUCUCUGCCCAAGGAUAAGCUGGCAUGGAAGCCUGCCAAGAGCACGCCGCAGUACCAUGCUGCGAAGCAAAUGGAGGACUUCGCGACUUGGCAAAGCUGGCAGGAGUCUGUCUUGAACAAAUCCCGCGUGGUGCUUGGUCAGCAAAGCAGCUCGCAGCAGAAUGUAGCAAAGGGGAAGGCCAUGCGAAAAGCCGCAGCCCGCCUACAGAUCAGAUUACCGGACCUGGACGGCAAGAUGAUACCCGGCAGUGGACGAGACGUCCAGAUCGUAGGUUCUCGGGAAUGGGAGGGGCUGCAAGGCAGGUCUGCAAUUGUGUAA
Phaeoacremonium minimum UCRPA7 is the source of this 2817-nucleotide messenger RNA. Its product is annotated as putative dynactin ro-3 protein. The coding region runs from base 1 to 2817 and encodes 938 amino acids. Gene Ontology annotation, cellular component: cell tip; spindle pole body; spindle. The transcript has a single exon. Gene Ontology annotation, biological process: nuclear migration involved in conjugation with cellular fusion; establishment of mitotic spindle orientation. NCBI's taxonomy places the organism in Eukaryota, Fungi, Ascomycota, Sordariomycetes, Togniniales, Togniniaceae. The record is from RefSeq and is a predicted model, not a curated record.